Molecule: messenger RNA, 2180 nt
Organism: Rhopilema esculentum
Lineage: Eukaryota; Metazoa; Cnidaria; Scyphozoa; Rhizostomeae; Rhizostomatidae
Source: RefSeq, a predicted model, not a curated record
UAUCUUUUUAAUUUCUAAAUAUUUUAAAAAACGAAUCCACACAAAAUAAUUUUAAGAUAUCAAGAAGAAAUGGUUUUGAAAUUCAAGUUGACCGAGAAACCUAUUUAGGAGUUUCUAAUUUUUUUAGAAAAACGGUACCAGAAUUUCUUAAAAUCGUUUCUUAAAAAAACUAAUUAAAACACCUGUACGAAGGAAACUUAGCAGCUGAAUACUGUUUUAAUUAUCAAUUGUUCCUGUUUCAACUCGAAGCUUUCAAGCCAUUUGUGGUUGCGAACUCUCGGCGUCAUUGAAGACCACAGGGGACUGAGCUUGACCUGAUUAGGCUUGUUGCCAUAGGGAUGACCAUCCACCAAGCCUUUGAAUCGUUGUUUACAGGUUUGAGGCGUGAUUGUGUCUCCAACAACAGUUAACUUGCCGCACGACACAACAUAACAGACAGUGAAAAUUAUUGUGAAAGGUGGUUCGGAACUUCUUCGCCACAAAUAAAGAUGACCAAUACCAACGACAGGGAGGUGAUAUCGUCCAAAAUAAGCAAUGGAAAAAAGGACAACUUUUCAAGCCAAAGAGUGUCUGGACAAGACUGGUUUUAUCAUGCACCAAGAACCAACAAAGAUAAAAGUACAAAGUCAUCACAAGCAAUACCAGUCUCCCAAAUUCCAGGAAUUGGGGAUUUAGACAACUCGCCACUAGACUUGGGUGAAAAUAUACAUCUUAGAAGAAAGUGGAUAAGAGAGACUGAUUCAAAGUAUGUUAAACUUGCCAAACAAGGAGGCAGAAAAGAUAUUUUCAUAUACAGAGAACACAAGCCUUCAUCAAAAGGUGCUGUUCACUAUCCAAGGGUGGAUUGGUUUGACCAUGAAAAUCAAAGUAUUGCUCAUGAUCAAAACUCUACAGAAGUUGAAAUUCCCACAACAUAUAAGUCUGCUUAUCCAGAAUGGUAUAUCCAUGAACUGAAUGAGCAAAACCAAAGAACUCAAGAACAAAAUACUUCAAUAAAGAAAAAGCAACAGAUCUUGGCUUUUGAUGAUAUGUCAUAUUGGAAAAGAGAAGCAGUGGAGCAGCAAGAAAGAAAAGUCAAGUCAACACCUUUGAAACUUCCAUCUCUGGUUAAAAACAAGCAUUCACAUACAGGCAUGAAGAAUGGAUCAAACAUUGGAUCAAAUUUUGAACAACCUUAUGAAACAAAGUUCCCUGUCAUAAGCCCUAAGAAAAAAGAAGAAGGAAGUAUUGGACAGUUACUUAGCAUGCAGUAUCAACGAGACUGGCUUGCAGAACAAGACGAGAGAAAGAAAAUGUCUGAGGGGAGAAAGCGUCCACACUUUCGGAAGCUGGGAACUCUAAUCCGAAUCUUGUGGGGGUUCAAUUCAGUCAUAAACAAAAGAACUGUUGUCAAUAUUUUCAUAUACAGAGAACAUAAGCCUUCAUCAAAAGGUGCUGUUCACUAUCCAAGGGUGGAUUGGUUUGACCAUGAAAAUCAAAGUAUUGCUCAUGAUCAAAACUCUACAGAAGUUGAAAUUCCCACAACAUAUAAGUCUGCUUAUCCAGAAUGGUAUAUCCAUGAACUGAAUGAACAAAACCAAAGAACUCAAGAACAAAAUACUUCAAUAAAGAAAAAGCAACAGAUCUUGGCUUUUGAUGAUAUGUCAUAUUGGAAAAGAGAAGCAGUGGAGCAGCAAGAAAGAAAAGUCAAGUCAACACCAUUGAAACUUCCAUCUCUGGUUAAAAACAAGCAUUCACAUACAGGCAUGAAGAAUGGAUCAAACAUGGCAUCAAAUUUUGAACAACCUUAUGAAACAAAGUUCCCUGUCAUAAGCCCUAAGAAAAAAGAAGAAGGAAGUAUUGGACAGUUACUUAGCAUGCAGUACCAACGAGACUGGCUUGCAGAACAAGACGAGAGAAAGAAAAUGUCUGAGGGGAGAAAGUUUGAAAUGUCUGAGAAAGAGAAGGAAAAAAGCCAGAGGGAUCAAAAGUACAUCAAGAAGAUGCAAGACAGAAACAGUCAAGAAGAGAGACACCUGUUCAAACUGAGUCGCUUCGCGAAUGUGCCCGCAAAGACAGACAGCCACCGAACUUAAUUACAAAGUACGAAUUUAUUGUAAUUGUUAUAAAUUAUAUACACAUGUUUAUAUAAAUAUAGUUUUCUAUGGUUUUAUUCGAUUUGCAAUGAAGCUAGACGUUUA